AUGUCAGAAUCAACAAUGAUAUCCUCCGCCGUCCUCAUCCCCGAGGAGCCACGGCUGGAACAACAACAGCAGAACGUCUCGCUGAAACGUCGUCAAUCGUCCGUCUCUCAAACCUCAGAUUCGAACAAGCGGCCUCGAUUUGACACGCGGAAAUCCACCGCCUCGAACGACGGCGAAGCGUCCCCGGGCGCCGGAUCCUCCCCGACCACUGAUAGGAGCGCGACGAGGCCCCCAAGUGCAAUGUCACCUCCUGCAGCACGCCGUCGGCAAACCUCUGGCCUCGAGCAAGACAAGUCGCGCAACCGGCGCCUCUUUGGCGCGCUACUAGGCACCCUCUCGCAGUCCUCCCAACCUGCGCGGCGAUCCUCUGCGAGCGGCGCCCAGAAGUCCAAUACGGCGACGGCGAUAGUAAAUUCGCGCCGCGAAGAGAUUGAAUCCCGUCAAAGAGAACGGCUAAAGCGGGAAUCGCAUGAGAUCGCCGAGUCUGCGCGCCAAAAACGGGAGGAAUUGAACCGCGGACGGCGAAAAGAACAGCUCCAGUGGAACGAAGAAGCCAUGCGAAUGCGGCAUAGGAAUAUGCGCGCCAUGGCCGGGUUCCUGCACACGAAGGCUGAACCAAAGUUGUACUACAAGCCUUGGGAGUUACGCGACCUGGAAAUAGAACAAAUCAAGCGGCAGACGGUAGAAGUGGAAGCGAAAAUCGAGCGUGAAGUCGAGGAUUUCGAGGCCAAAAAGCGGAAACGACAACAGGAAGAUGAUGCAGAUAGGCCGGUCGGAGAAAGGGAUAGAAAAGAGCAACCACCGAGUCCGGCAACAAGUCGCAGUGUUGCAAUGGAUGUUGACGAGGGUCGCCGAUCUCCAGACGAAAAGCCGCACGAAAAGAGGGAAGCCACGGACGUCGAAACCCAGAGCCAUGACCGCAAUGCCGACGAGAAGAUGAACAUCGACCAGCCUGUCCCCGAGGAAAUUGCUCGGUCUUUGAGCGACGAGCAGGGACCUACAAAGCAGGCCGAAGUGGGAAGAUCAACGAGCAGCAAUAAAAGUGACGAGCAUGACCAUGGCGGCGAGGAGCUGGAGCAAGGACAAGAGGACGAUGUUAUCUACUGA
Messenger RNA from Cladophialophora carrionii CBS 160.54, 1107 nucleotides. RefSeq lists its product as uncharacterized. The transcript has a single exon. Gene Ontology annotation, cellular component: catalytic step 2 spliceosome. The coding region runs from base 1 to 1107 and encodes 368 amino acids. Lineage: Eukaryota; Fungi; Ascomycota; Eurotiomycetes; Chaetothyriales; Herpotrichiellaceae. The record is from RefSeq and is a predicted model, not a curated record.